Messenger RNA from Triticum aestivum (bread wheat), 1131 nucleotides. RefSeq names its product 50S ribosomal protein L19, chloroplastic. Gene Ontology annotation, biological process: translation. NCBI's taxonomy places the organism in Eukaryota, Viridiplantae, Streptophyta, Magnoliopsida, Poales, Poaceae. The coding region runs from base 142 to 897 and encodes 251 amino acids. The record is from RefSeq and is a predicted model, not a curated record. Gene Ontology annotation, molecular function: structural constituent of ribosome. Gene Ontology annotation, cellular component: ribosome. The transcript is spliced from 5 exons.
UCGUCGCCUGACGUAAGUCUCUGUUCUUUCACCAGCCCUCCCGUUCCCCUCUCUCUCCCUCUCUUUCCUGGCGGCGCCGCCCUCUUCGUCUUGCCCCUUCGCCGGCGACGAGCAUCCAACCACCUGCGUGCGGGCCUCAGGAUGCAAUCUUUGCUCCGGAAUGUCUGCCGAGCCGGAAGCCGCGGGGCUGCGGCGAGGCUCCUGGAGUUUGCUGCUCCUGUAGCCACUCAGCCGGGGGCUACGCCGCCAUCCUCGGCCAUCAAACACCUCAGCACUUGCGGGUUCACUCCUCCAACUGGGGUAGGAUUCUUGUCCUCUUUUGUGUCUUCUUCGAAUUUGUCCAGGUCAUGUCAUAUGGAUCAAUUUCUUUGCGUGCAGAAUCGGUUCAUUUCAUGUCAUGGUGUGACUGCUUCCUCUGGUUUCUGCGCGGAGGUUCUCAUGCCGAGGGGUUUGUCGACGGUGGGAAGUGCUGAGGUUGCCUCGGACGAGGACGAUUCCAGCUCCCCUGCGGUUGAGCACCCCCCACGCAUCAAGUUCAAGAGGCCCGACAAGACUGCCAGGCACAUUAUGAAUAUCUUGAACAAAGAGGCGGUUGAUAAGGUCCGUUCGGAGAGGGAGAUCCCUGAUGUGCAGCCUGGAUGCAUCGUUCAGAUGAGAUUGCAAGUUCCUGAGAACAAACGGCGAGAAUCUACAUUGAAAGGGAUUGUGAUAGCAAGGCGCAAUGCUGGGAUAAAUACAACCUUCAGAUUGCGUAGAUUAGUAGCUGGUGUGGGAGUUGAGUCCGUCUUUCCACUUUACUCACCAAACAUCAAAGAAAUGAAGAUCUUGGACAGGAAGAAAGUCAGGAGAGCUAAGCUGUAUUACCUGAGAGACAGGAUGAAUGCACUUAAAAAAUGAGGCUUUCGGCUAGGAUUUUCCCCCUGUUGGAUCAACCAGCAUGGUUUCUGACGGAGCGACGGUUGCAGUCUGAGAAUCGCACCUAUUUGGUCCCAUCUUUGUAAAGCCAUAGUUUGUACUUCUCAUAGUGGGGAUGAGGUCUCUUGCUUGCCAUUAUUUACCUAGUACGUAUUUGCCUUUAUCAUAACAAAGCUGGAAUAUUUGACGCAUCAAAGUGAAACUAUUAUUAUAACA